This is a messenger RNA of Aethalodelphis obliquidens (Pacific white-sided dolphin), 783 nucleotides long. Its product is annotated as 60S ribosomal protein L32-like. NCBI's taxonomy places the organism in Eukaryota, Metazoa, Chordata, Mammalia, Artiodactyla, Delphinidae. The record is from RefSeq and is a predicted model, not a curated record. Gene Ontology annotation, biological process: translation. Gene Ontology annotation, molecular function: structural constituent of ribosome. Gene Ontology annotation, cellular component: cytosolic large ribosomal subunit; ribosome.
AUGGCUUGUGAUUCUGAUUGGGUCAUUGAAUUGAUCACCACCCCUGGCGACAAGGUGUACAGAUCUCCUGCUACCAAUACCUCGCCAUCACCAGCUCUAGUGUGGCUGAUGUUUCACAGUCUGAAGGUCCCAUGGAGGCUUCAGAGAAGGAAUUAUUUUGGCUCUUCUUGGUGCAACCUGCAGUGUUGCUUAGGUGCCGGGUGGAUAAAAGCUUUUGCCUUCAAGGAAUGUACCUUCUUAAAUGAGGGACAGAAAAGAAACAAGGGAAAGAUCAAACAGGUGGCAUGUCUGGUGGCAGUCGAGGACAGGAAGAGAGGUGGCAGCCAUGUCCUACUCGGCAUCGUGGCCACCCUCAGACCCCUCUUGGGGCCCAAGAUGAUCCAAAAAAAAAGGACCAAGAAGUUCAUCCGGCACCAGUCAGACCGAUAUGCCGAAAGUAAGCAGAACCGGUGGAAACCCAGAGCCAUUGACAGCAGGGCGCAUAGGAGAUUCAAGGGCCAGAUCUUGAUGCCCAACAUCGGUUACUGGAGUAACAAGAAAACAAAACACAGGCUGCCCAGCGGCUUCCGCAUGUUCCUGGUCCACAAGGUCAAGAAGCCUGAAGUGCUGCCGAUGUGCGACACAUCUUACUGUGCUGAGAUUGCUUGCAAUGUCUCCUCCGAGAACUGCAGGGCCAUGGUGGAAAGAGCAGCCCAGCAGGCCGUCGGAGUCACUGGUCCCAACGCCAGGCUGCGCGGCAAGAAAAUGAAUAGGCAGCCCGUGUGCACAUUUUGUUUGUGUUAA